AUGGUCAAAACCAUCCCUUUCAUCGAUGGCCUGGAGGUUCCAGUGCCAGGCUUCGGUGCCAUGGGCAUCAGCUUCGCACUGGGCGAGAACCUCAGUUACGAGGAGGCUGAGCCUGUUCUCUUGAAGGCCCUGGAGUUGGGAUGCACUUUCUGGGAUACUGCCGUAUCCUACCGAGCUGGCGUAAAUGAGAAGCUCCUCGGCGAUUUCAUUCGCAAGCACAACUGCCGGGAUAGGCUUUUCAUUGCCUCGAAAUGUGGUGUUGCUGUUUUCGAGGACGGGGCUGUCACUAACAAGGCCGAACAUAUCAAGAAAUACAUCGAGGGCACUAUUGAACGACUGGGUUUCACACCUGAUCUCUACUACCUUCAUCGCAUGGACCGUAACACCCCUCUAGAAGAGUCCAUCACGGCUUUGGACUCGCUCCGCAGAGAAGGCAAGACGAAAUACAUUGGGCUUUCCGAAUGCUCUGCGGCGACCCUGAGAAAGGCAAAUUCCAUUGCCAAGAUCCAUGCCGUCCAGGCCGAGUACUCUGCCUUUGAGACACUCCACGAGGUUGAUGGACUCGUCGAUACGGCGCGCGAGCUCAACGUCGCUUACGUCGCCUAUGGACCCCUCGGUCAUGGCUGGCUGGUCGAGGACUUCCCCUACAACUCGCCUGAGGAAUUCAAGGAAGGGGACUACCGCCGGGAAAUCCCCAAGUUCCAAGGUGAGAACUUCUACAUCAACAAGAAUAUCAGCGAGGGAUUCAAGGAGCUUGCAAGGCGCAAAGGCUGCACUGUCGCGCAGGUUGCGCUCGCGUGGGUGGCCGCCCAGGGUAUGAUCGCCCUCCCGGGCACCACGAAACCUGCGCGGUUGGAGGAGAACUGGGCUUCGAGAGAGGUCGAUCUCACAGAGGAGGAGUUGAAGUACAUGCGAGAUAGGCUUAACGAGCUGAAGCCAAAAGGUGACAGAUAUAACGUGGAGGCGGCGAAAGAUAUUGGCAACUGA
Molecule: messenger RNA, 987 nt
Organism: Colletotrichum graminicola M1.001
Lineage: Eukaryota; Fungi; Ascomycota; Sordariomycetes; Glomerellales; Glomerellaceae
Product: aldo/keto reductase
Exons: 5
Coding region: 1-987 (328 amino acids)
Cellular component (GO): cytoplasm
Source: RefSeq, a predicted model, not a curated record